ACAAUCCGUCAGCACACGGGUUUUAAAAACUACGUAAUAGAGCAUCCGGGUCUCUCGCACGCCACCCAAGUUAAGAUGACCAAGAAGAGAAGGAACAACGGUCGUGCCAAGAAGGGCCGCGGCCACGUCCAGCCUAUCCGAUGCACCAACUGUGCUCGCUGUGUGCCCAAGGACAAGGCCAUCAAGAAGUUUGUCAUCAGGAACAUCGUGGAGGCGGCUGCUGUCAGGGACAUCUCUGAGGCCAGUGUGUUUGAUGCUUACGUCCUGCCCAAGCUGUACGUUAAGCUUCAUUACUGUGUGAGCUGUGCCAUCCACAGUAAAGUGGUGAGAAACAGGUCACGGGAGGCCAGGAAGGACCGCACACCACCACCGCGCUUCAGGCCUGCUGGUGCUCCCCCAAGAGUCCCUCCAAAACCCAUGUGAAGUGGACGUUUGCCUGUGUUCUGUGUAAAGAAAGAAUAAAGAAAGUUCACUUGUGGAUGUAAA
Trichomycterus rosablanca is the source of this 486-nucleotide messenger RNA. RefSeq names its product ribosomal protein S26 (gene rps26). The record is from RefSeq and is a predicted model, not a curated record. Gene Ontology annotation, molecular function: structural constituent of ribosome; mRNA binding. The coding region runs from base 76 to 423 and encodes 115 amino acids. NCBI's taxonomy places the organism in Eukaryota, Metazoa, Chordata, Actinopteri, Siluriformes, Trichomycteridae. The transcript is spliced from 4 exons. Gene Ontology annotation, biological process: translation. Gene Ontology annotation, cellular component: ribosome; cytosolic small ribosomal subunit.